Messenger RNA from Magnusiomyces paraingens, 2046 nucleotides. RefSeq lists its product as uncharacterized. Gene Ontology annotation, molecular function: cysteine-type endopeptidase activity; cysteine-type deubiquitinase activity. Bases 1 to 2046 code for a protein of 681 amino acids. Lineage: Eukaryota; Fungi; Ascomycota; Dipodascomycetes; Dipodascales; Dipodascaceae. Gene Ontology annotation, biological process: protein deubiquitination. The record is from RefSeq and is a predicted model, not a curated record. The transcript has a single exon. Gene Ontology annotation, cellular component: cytosol; nucleus.
AUGCCCGGCGACGAUAACUCGAUCUUAACAACGACGACGACGCACCUCCAGGCCAUAUUCACUCCGCUUCUCGCUCGAUUGUUCCCCUCGUUGACGACAUCAUUUCCCAUUGUUCGCCGGACCAACUCUAAUACUCUUGUUUACACCGUUGCCGCUGCCACCGCGUGCUUAAUCUACAUCUUUGGACCCGCAGCUCUCCGACUCAUUACCUCCGUGACGUCUUUUAUUUUUUCUCCCUUUAUUACCUCCUCAAGCACAAUGCGCUGGCCGCGCGCCAAAAAACGUGAAGGUAAACAUACCGUGGGCCUGGUCAACCGGGCCAACGACUGCUUUGCAAAUUCAAACUUACAGGCCCUCGGCGCGCUUCCAAGCUUAUAUACAUACUUGGUUGAGCUGCUGGAUGUUCCGCGCCCCCCACCGGAAGCUUACCGGUUACUUGUAUCACGGACACUAACAGACGCCACAGAAACGGCAUCAAGACGAAGUGCAGGUGCCAACAUGACGGAGCCAGUUGAAAUCACAGGCGCUUUACGGCGAAUGGUGGCUGCAUUAAACGAACCAGUUCUCGAACAUAAGGAACUGGAUCCAUGGGAUUUCUUACAUUCUGUUGAGCGGUUUUAUAACUCACUUAUUUCGCGCGCUCAACAUGAUGCCCAUGAGCUAUUACUGCUGGUGCUCGAGACGCUCGAGACGGAACAGCUACGGCUGACGCGGUACUAUUCAGCACUGCGGGCUCAGACAAAAGAUAAAGAGGAACAGGAGAAGCUGGAUAAGGUGAUUGCAAGUAUCCCCAAGUUCCCAUUUAAAGGCUCGACUCGCGAUCAAAUCACGUGCUCGCGGUGCGGGUACGUCCCGACCACAGCACCGUCGCCAUUUGCCGUUCUAUCGCUAAUGGUGCCACAGCGCGCACGUGCAACUCUCCCUGAUCUGUUAGUGGACUUUGCAGCUCCAGAAUAUAUCCAAGACUAUGGGUGUGCACGGUGUCGUGUGGGAGCACUGAUUCAGCGGUCCCAAGUAUCAGGAGAUGAAGCCUUGGUAGCUGCGCUAAAGCCAUAUUCUGAAGACCCAUCGCAUUUGCCUGAAGAGCUAGAGGCACGGUUACCACGCGAUGUCACGAGCGCAAUUGCAAAGUCCACACAGUUUCAUCGACUACCUCAAGUACUUGCCAUUCACCUAUCGCGGUCCAUUUACGGUGGGUUUGGCGCGUCGCGCAAUUCGUGUAAAGUCAGUGUGCCAGAACGAUUAGAGUUGUAUGAGGACUAUACUGCGGAAGAAGAUAAGCUGCGAGCCAUGAUGGGAGCUCAGCGGCGGGUGGAAUAUGAACUUGCGGCCAUGAUUCGACACAAGGGCACGCAUUACGCUGGACAUUAUGAGUGUUUCCGGAGGAAGAACCUGACAUGGUGGAGGUCGCAUUUGGAGAGCCAACAAGACAGAGGGCAAGAUGCAGCAACAAGAAGGGAAAAUGGCAGCAUGGAAGAUUUAAAGAAUAAAAAUAAAACCGAUGACUCGGGCGAUAUCAAUGAGUUGGACAGAUUGCCAUACCCACAACAGAGAUCGGCGCAGGUGUCUCCGGCAGUAGUUACAGCUAAGACACAUACACAUGAUGCUACGCCCUCUGCACCAUCUUCGUCACAGCCGGCGACUCCCUUAUCUGCGGAAGCUUCAGAUUCUGGGCGCUCGCCUGUAUCUUCAUCAUCAUCGUCAUCUUCAUGGCUGUUUAGUUUUCUUGGAGGUCCUUCUCCUGCUUCUGGUCAAUCACCAUCACCAUCGCCGCCUCUUUCGAGCUCAGCAUCAUUACCUAGUGAUGGGGCAGUGACUAUUACUGGAGAAGAUGGAGAGUAUGAGGUGCUUCCUGCGUCUCCACAACAUGGGUGGUGGCAAGUGUCUGAUGACAAGGUUUGGGAGCGAAGUGUAAGGGAAGUAUUAAGAGAAGAAAGUGGAGCUUAUUUGUUAUUUUAUGAACGGGUUGAAAGUAACAACAACAGCAGCAGUAGUAGUAAUGGUAAUUGCAGUAGCAAUGGAGUUGGGAAGCGUCGGAAAAGGUGA